AUGGCUCCCGUUCCAAAGAAGCCGCAGGUUAAGAAAAAUGCUGAAAAUAUUAACACCCGGUUGUCUAUGGUUAUGAAGACCGGAAAGUAUGUCUUGGGAUACAAGCAGACAUUGAAGGCUCUUCGUAAUGGCAAGGCUAAAUUGGUUAUUAUCGCCAACAACACCCCACCACUUAGGAAAUCCGAGAUCGAGUACUACGCCAUGUUGGCCAAGACCGGAGUCCAUCAUUACAACGGUAACAACAUCGAGUUGGGCACCGCUUGUGGUAAGCUGUACCAUGUGUGCACGCUUUCUGUAACCGACGCAGGAGACUCAGAUAUCAUCCGCAGUAUGCCUUCGGAAACGGCAUAA
Molecule: messenger RNA, 351 nt
Organism: Cooperia oncophora
Lineage: Eukaryota; Metazoa; Nematoda; Chromadorea; Rhabditida; Trichostrongylidae
Source: the annotation of a GenBank genome assembly